CUUUUAUUUUGACACCAUAUCUACGUCACCCUGUGAGCAGUGCUGCUUCUAGCUUCGGUUUAACAGUAACUGAAAAUUAUCUAGACGUGUUAACUAAGAUUUUUCUGGCACGUUUGAAGAUGGUUUGCGAGAAGUGCGAGAAGAAGCUGGGGCGCGUUAUCACGCCUGAUACCUGGAAAGAUGGGGCUAGAAACACAACAGAGAGUGGUGGUCGAAAGCUUAAUGAAAAUAAAAUGCUGACAUCAAAAAAAGCCAGGUUUGAUCCUUAUGGGAAAUCUGGAUUUUCCACAUGCAGAAUAUGCAAAAGCUCUGUCCAUCAGUCAGGUUCACAUUACUGUCAGGGAUGUGCUUACAAAAAAGGAAUUUGUGCCAUGUGUGGAAAGAAGGUUCUUGACACCAAGAACUACAAACAGACUUCAGUUUGAUUUAUUAUUAAUGGGUUGAUGGAGAAUCAUCUGUAGCUGAGAGGAGGAUGUUUGUGGAUAUCUGUGCUGACUCUUCCAAGUGUUGAGAAUGAUCACUCGAGUUCACAAAAGAGCUUAGUUUGCUGCACUUUGUGGUGCAAAAGGAGUGCACUAAGUUUAUGACUGUAUUUAUAUCAGAUAUAUCCGUGGCAUUUUUCUCUCACUAAACAACCUUAGAGCAAUAUAUUGGCUUGUACUGUUUGGACAAUGUAGAUGCCUUUGAGUACAUUUGCUGGGGAGCAUGUUUUAAAAACGUUCUAAUUCAUUUGAAAACUUUUUGUUUUUUUUAAGUGAAUAAUUUAUCAUUUUUUAAUCCACUAAACAUGACAGUGAUAGGGCUAUUUAAUAAAAAAUAAGUUCUCUUCAUGGCCUAUUUUACUUAUUUAGCCAUUGGAUCUUAGCAAAGUUUAGACUUUCACUUAUAAAUGUUACCUGUUCCCGCAAUUAAAAAAUAUGAAUAUAUUGAUCUUUUUGAAGUUAUAUUUCUUCUUCUGUUGUCAAGGCAUUGUCAUUAUUACAAAAUCUAAUGUAAAUAUGAAACAAAUGCACACUGACAUACCAAUAUAAGACAGCUACAAGUUCAGUGUACAGUUCUGUUUAUAGUCAGUUUCCAUUUCGUAUUCUUCUGCCAUUGUGUCUUUUUGUCAACACUGUUCCAGAUGUUUUCAGGAGAUCUGUUGUUUCCUUUUUUAGUGAUCAUUUGGAAUUUAAUUUCUCUCAGAUCCACACAAUUGUAUAAUAGGGUUUGUAGAUAGUAACUGUUAUAGAUAAUCUUAUUAUAGUAUGUAUAUUUUUAACCUUAUUUUAAGCAAUACUUAGAUUCUGUAUUAUAUAAUUUCCUAAAUAACAAUUAAAUUAAGAAUUGUCCUGGA
Carassius auratus (goldfish) is the source of this 1336-nucleotide messenger RNA. Its product is annotated as cysteine-rich PDZ-binding protein-like. The record is from RefSeq and is a predicted model, not a curated record. The coding region runs from base 120 to 425 and encodes 101 amino acids. NCBI's taxonomy places the organism in Eukaryota, Metazoa, Chordata, Actinopteri, Cypriniformes, Cyprinidae. The transcript has 5 exons. Gene Ontology annotation, biological process: cytoplasmic microtubule organization. Gene Ontology annotation, cellular component: dendrite. Gene Ontology annotation, molecular function: microtubule binding; PDZ domain binding.